This is a messenger RNA of Closterium sp. NIES-65, 1731 nucleotides long. NCBI's taxonomy places the organism in Eukaryota, Viridiplantae, Streptophyta, Zygnematophyceae, Desmidiales, Closteriaceae. The record is from the annotation of a GenBank genome assembly.
AUGUGCGCAUUCCGGCCCAUCCCUUCCCCAUGGUGCGCCUUCCGCCCAUGCCUUCCCCAUGUGCGCAUUCCGCCCCCAUCCCUUCCCCAUGUGCGCAUUCCGCCCCCAUCCCUUCCCCAUGUGCUCAUUCCGCCCCCAUCCCUUCUCCGUGUGCGCAUUCCGCCCCCAUCCCUUCCUCAUGUGCGCAUUCCGCCCCCAUCCCUUCCCCUUGUGCGCAUUCCGCCCCCAUCCCUUCCCCAUGUGCGCAUUCCGCCCCCAUCCCUUCCCCUUGUGCGCAUUCCGCCCCCAUCCCUUCCCCAUGUGCGCAUUCCGCCCCCAUCCUUUUCCCAUGUGCGCAUACAAGGUCCAACUUGGGGCCCAUGCGCGCCUUCAUCCCCAUGCCACACAUCCCGCCCCCAUGCACGAGUCAAAUACCAAAAUCCAUAUCUACUCCCUUCUGUCUCAUCUGUACUAACCUGUCAUGUCACCCCUUUUCCCCCCGCCUCUUCCAACCCGCUCCUAUUCCGCGCCCCUCCUCUGCGCCCCUCCCCCGCGCCCGUCCUCCGCGCCCCUUCUUCCGCGUCUAUCUCUGAACAGGAGAACGGCGCAGAAGGGGGGAAUAAAGGAGAGGGGGAGAGCAGCAGCGGCAGCAGCAUGGAGGCGAGCUGGUGGAAGAAGGAUGUGACGCUGUCUCUGCUGGGGCCUGCCCUGGGCCACGGGGAGGUGCAGUGCCUCGACCCCCCUGCCUGCUCGCACCUCCGCAUCUCCUACCGCCUGUGGGAUGCGGGGACAUACAGUGCAACACUCCACGUGGGUUGCGCCAAUCUCAACUUCUCACCGGCCUUUGCCGCCCAUUUCAACUCCACCUACCGCCAUGACCUUGCCACGUGGAGCCUCUCCAUUGGCUGGCCAGAAUCAGCACGCAGUGGCAAGUACAUCUGGGCCUUCUUCCCAUGCGCACCAGCAGCGUCACCUCCCAGCCGUUGGAUCGAGCAGCUGGCAAGCAGGGGAAUCCGCGAGAUUAACAUAGUGGGCGAUUCCCACCAGCGGGUGCUGGCGCUGCACCUGCACUGGCUGCUGUCGGGGGAGGCGGACAAGCGGAUUCGAAAGGGACAUUUAGACUUCAGCAAGGAGUCGCGGAAUGAGAGGAACGAGACGAUGAGGAUCAACUUCUACUGGGUGGAUGGGAUUUACCGGAAUGAUGAGUUUGGAUGCAGUCAUCGGGGAAUCUACACCCAUCGCAACACCGCAUUCCCAACCAACGUAUCCACCACAGCUGACGUUACCCUUCUAGAAGCAGGCUACUGGAUGAACAAGUGGUGCACAGAGCCAGUCCAAGCCAUGCGAGCCCACCUCCCAGAGUACCUCAAUUGGGGAUUGCAGUUCGCCGCCCAAACCGGGAAGCCAAUAGUGUUGCGCACGGCGCCUCCAGUGCCGAACGGGGGCGAUCAUUGCUUCGUGGGAUCGUAUCCCGGGCCAGCUACGAACCUGGCACUUAUGGAGAUCAAUCGGUUGAUGCGUCAACUUACAGCGGGUGGUAAGGUAUAUGGUGGAGGUGCUAAUGGGUUAGGUAAGAAAAGAGCAGAUAGUGCAAAUGAAACAGGUUACAGCGAAGCUGAUGCGGACCCAGCUGAACCAUGGGACGACGCGUCAAUAUCGAGAGCCUUUACUGUGGAUGAGAUGAGGCAGGUCUCGACGGUGCCGGUGUUUGAUUCGUGGAAGAUCGAGGCUCCUCGAUUUGUCAAAUCGUGA